This is a messenger RNA of Brachypodium distachyon (stiff brome), 714 nucleotides long. RefSeq lists its product as uncharacterized. Lineage: Eukaryota; Viridiplantae; Streptophyta; Magnoliopsida; Poales; Poaceae. The coding region runs from base 1 to 714 and encodes 237 amino acids. The transcript is spliced from 3 exons. The record is from RefSeq and is a predicted model, not a curated record.
AUGAGCGUCGGUACAAUUAUGGAGUCCAGAGAUGUUACAUUUUUUGAGAACAUAUUUCCCAUGAGAGAUAUGCAUAGCACAUCUAGAGAGGAUCAUGAUAUACCUGCUAAACACGACAGUUCAAAGGAACAUCAAGAUCAUGAUGUAGAUCCUGAACCCACCAUCCCAAUUGAAAAUCUUGAACAAAUACUUGCUGAGAUUCCUGAGGAGGAUGACAAUGAAGCUCCUACAAGGAGUAAGCGACAAAGGAUUGCAAAAUCCUUUGGUGAUGAUUUCAUUGUGUACCUUGUGGAAGACACUCCUAAAAUCAUUAAUGAGGCCUUUGCAUCUCCGGAUGCAGACUGUUGGAAGGAAGCCAUUCGGAGUGAGAUGGAUUCCAUCAUGGCUAAUGCUGAUGUGAUUUUAAACAUCAAGCUUGUGAGAGACAACAAUGGUGAGAUCACUCUGUUGCUGUCUCACUAUGUGGAGAGGAUAUUGAGUCGUUUCGGCUAUGCUGAUUGUAAACCUUCUCCAACUCCUUAUGAUCCAAGUGUUCUGCUUCGCAAGAAUCACAGAAUUGGAAGAUACCAACUGAGAUAUUCUCAGAUUAUUGGCUCGCUCAUGUACCCCAAGGUACUUGAGGGCUAUAGUGAUUCAAACUGGAUAUCUGAUGUUGAUGAACUAAAGGCCACAAGUGGAUAUGUGUUCACACUCGGAGGGGGCGCUGUUUCCUGA